Funneliformis mosseae is the source of this 1284-nucleotide messenger RNA. The record is from the annotation of a GenBank genome assembly. Lineage: Eukaryota; Fungi; Glomeromycota; Glomeromycetes; Glomerales; Glomeraceae.
AUGUCCACUAACACGAUUAAGUUCAAACCUUUUGAAAAAUCUGAUAAAAUCACACAUUUCAAACAAGAUGUAUGGUCCAUUUUCACUCCAUUGGCUCAACAACUCAAAGCUGCGAAUUUAGGUCAAGGUUUUAUGGAUUUCCCUCCACCGGAUUUCGUCAUAGAAGCCGCAAGCGAUGUUAUUAAUAAUCCGAAUUAUCAUCAGUAUAGUCAUCCCAAGGGUCGACCAAAUCUAAAAGAAGCUUUAGCAAAAUCUUAUAGUCCUUUGUUUAAACGAACAUUAGAUCCUGAUACAGAAAUUCUUCCUACAGCAGGGGCAAAUGAAGGUUUAUACGCAACCUUUUCCGCGUUUUUGAAUCCGGGCGACGAAGUUGUUUUAAUUGAACCGUUUUUUGAUCAAUAUAUCGCGAAUAUCACCAUGAACGGUGGUGUUCCCGUCUACGUCCCUUUAAGGCCUCAAGGUGACACAAAUAAAGUCAUGUCAUCAGAAGACUGGAAAUUAGACAUGAACGAACUUCGAUCAAAACUUACAUCAAAAAGUAAAAUCAUAGUUUUUAAUACCCCACAUAAUCCUGUGGGGAAAGUUUUUUCAUUAGUCGAAAUGGCUGAAAUAACCAAAUUGGCCGAAGAAUUUAAUUUGAUAAUCAUAAGUGAUGAAGUGUAUGAUCGACUUUAUUAUGAACCUCAUGUUCAUGAAAGAAUUGCUAAUCUUCCUGGUGCAUGGGAACGUACCAUCACCGUUGGAAGUGGUGGAAAAACCUUUGGCACGACCGGAUGGCGUGUUGGAUGGUUGAUUGGACCAAAGAAUUUAGUAGGAGCUGCGCUGUCGGCACAAACCAGAAUCGUCUUUUGUGUCAAUACUCCUCUUCAGGAAGCGCUUGCGUCUUCGUUUAAUGCAGCCGAAAAGCAUAAUUAUUUUGAAAAGAAUAUUGAAGCAUAUACGCGUAGACGCGAGAAAUUGAUGAAAGUUUUAACAGACGUCGGACUUCCUUUUACUAUUCCACAAGGAAGUUAUUUUAUACUUGCAAACACUGCAAAAGUUCAAAUUCCUGAGGAUUAUCCAUAUCCAGAAGUUAUUCAACAACGUCCUAGGGAUUUUAAAGUAUGUUACUGGAUGGCAAAAGAAAUUGGUGUUGUAGCCAUUCCACCAAGUGAAUUUUAUUGUAAGGAAAAUGCUCACCUUGCCGAGAAUCUGAUUAGAUUAGCUUUUUGUAAGACCGAUAAAACAUUGGAUGAGGCGGCCAAAAAUUUCCAAAAAUUGAAACGAUAUAUCAAGGACGUUUAA